AUGUCGAACGAUGAACCACGGCCGGUUCGCGUCAUCAUUGCAGGCGACGCGCGCGCGUCGUUCGACGCCUUGUGCGCGCGCGUUGCCGUCGCGCACGCGAACCCAAAAGCCGGCCCGUUCGACGCCGUGCUCGUCGCCGGACGCGUGUACGACGGAGAGAAAGCGAGCGAGACGAUGGAGGCGUACGUCACUGGGGAGAAACAGUGCGCGGUACCGACGUACUUCGUCGAUGCGGACGGUGAGCGGGGAUUGGAGUACGCAAAGGAAAGGGAGAGCGCGACGAACGAAGGCAGAGGCGAGAAAGAGCGAGGGGUGAUCGAGAUCGCACCGAACGUGUAUUUUUUGAGCGAAUCGCGGGUGUAUAACUUGUGCGGGGGAAUGCGCGUGGCGGCGGUGCCGGGGCGGUUCGACGUGCUGUCGUACGAGGAUGCGAGCGCGCUGGGGAAAUCAACUGCGAAGCGAAAUGGCGAGACGACGGAGGACGACGUGACGUCCAUGAAGGCGAGCUUUGAGAAACUCGGGGAGAAUGACGUCGUCGAUGUGUUGAUUACGAGGGAUUGGCCAGCGGGAACGCUGGACGUACACGGACGCGAGCUAGGUAGCGAGGCGAAGAGCGCGAGCUCCACGGGUAGUCCCGUGUCACGAGCGUUGGCACUCACGCUCGCGCCGAGGUAUCACUUCGCGGGAUCACACCCUUUCUUCUUCGAGCGCGAACCAUACAUUAACGUGAAGAGCGCUGCGAUGGAAUCGCCGUGGGUGACGCGUUUCAUUAACAUCGCAUACUCAGGCAAUGAAGAUGGCGAGAAGUGGAUGCACGCGUUGAAGAUCGAGCCAGGUUCGACGAUGGAUAGAGCGGCAUUGACGAAGAUUCCUCCUGACACUGGUCCGAAUCCGUAUAUCGCCGCUCAAGGACAAAAGCGGCGAGCCGCGAACGUGCAGCCAGAUUGGCGAGACGGUCUGAAGAAACCGAAAGCGGCAGAUGGUGAAAGUCAAUCGAGAGAAAUCAAGGGAGAACCAGACAAGACGGUAUAUGUGAGAAACUUGUCUUGGAAAGCAGACGUAGGCGCUAUCUCGGAGUAUUUCGGCGAGUGUGGCGAGUUGGUAGACGUGCACUUAGCGCGCAAGCCGGACGGACAAAGUAGAGGAUACUGCUUUAUUGCGUUUGCAACCGCUGAGGGCGUCCAGGCUGCGCUCGAACGGAAUGAGGCCUCGUUCUUCGGUCGCGAUAUUACCGUGGAGAUGAAGACUGGCAAACCCAGAGAACGAGCUCUACCUCCCAUGGGCACAGCGCCGGGGGGAUGCUGGUUUUGCUUGUCCAACGAGAAGGAUUUGCACUUGGUCGCAAGUAUUGGCAAUGAGUGCUUCUUGAGCAUGGAUAAGGGCGGUCUCACCGACGAGCACUGCCAAGUCGUUCCAGUCGAGCACUUGCCGUCAUUCGCCAACUUGCCAGCCAGCACGGCGGGCGAAAUGUGGGCUUACUUUGACGCGCUUCGUAGCUACGCUGAGACAAAGGAUCAGCAGCUCGUCAUAUUUGAGCGACACUUGGAGCUUCGCAACAAGGGCGGAAACCACUGCCACAUGAAUUGCGUACUCGUUGACGUCGAUCGUGCCGAGCUUUCGGAAAAGAUUUUCAAUCAAGCGGCGAAGAGAUUGGACUUUUCUUGGUCCAAGCUUGAUCCGCCGGCGAACGCGAUCGAGGCGCAAACGGCCAUCAAGGCUGUCGUCGAUGACGGCGAGUACUACGCCGUUCAUCUCCCCGAUGGCUCCAUCUUGAUUCGAGGUAUUGAAAAGGGUGAAAAACAUUGGAUGCAAUUCGGUCGAGAGGUCAUCUCUCACCUCAUAAAGGCUCCCGAGCGUGCGAACUGGCAGAGUUGCAUGCAAGACGAGGACAAAGAGACCGAGAGGACCACCAACUUCGUCCAAGCGUUCGAGAGCUUCGACCCUAUGAAGCAAGCGUAG
Molecule: messenger RNA, 1959 nt
Organism: Ostreococcus tauri
Lineage: Eukaryota; Viridiplantae; Chlorophyta; Mamiellophyceae; Mamiellales; Bathycoccaceae
Product: Nucleotide-binding, alpha-beta plait
Exons: 1
Coding region: 1-1959 (652 amino acids)
Biological process (GO): mRNA splicing, via spliceosome
Cellular component (GO): post-mRNA release spliceosomal complex
Molecular function (GO): RNA lariat debranching enzyme activator activity; RNA binding
Source: RefSeq, a predicted model, not a curated record